Ogataea haglerorum is the source of this 519-nucleotide messenger RNA. RefSeq lists its product as uncharacterized. The record is from RefSeq and is a predicted model, not a curated record. The coding region runs from base 1 to 519 and encodes 172 amino acids. The transcript has a single exon. Lineage: Eukaryota; Fungi; Ascomycota; Pichiomycetes; Pichiales; Pichiaceae.
AUGCUCUCAACGGUCCGUUCUGCCAAGGCAAGAACCUUUCAAAGGAGCUCAAAAAACUCCAUUCUGCUGCUUCGUCGUUACAGCUCUCAUCAAAAUGACCACGGACACUCGCAGGAACACCACGACCAUGACGACCACCACGAGCUACCCCUCAGCGAGGAGGAGCCGAUUGUGAAUAGAUCAACAAUCGCCGGAGCAGCCGCCAUUGCACUUGGAUUUGGGUACUACUAUGCCAAUGAUAAUUACAAGAAGAAUCACGACGGCAAGUCUCUGGUGUCGGCAUUUCACUCACCCAACGUCUGGGGGCAGCUGGAGGAGAAUUUUUUGGCCUAUCGAGCACGGGUCGAAAAACAAAGAGACAUAACUGAACUUCUCACAAUGCCACAAAGAAGAGACCAUAGAGCCUCGUUCAUUGACAAUGACGGCAUUCCUGGUAGAAUUUUCAGCCAAAACGCAAACUGCGAAUUCAAUGUGAUUCGGGACUUUUCUGCGCUCCCUGAAAGAAGAAAGCCCGGGUGA